AUGCAGAACGACAACCAUCCGGCGGUGUCGUCGUCCACGACGUUCCACAAGCCUGCCGUCUCCAACUUGACCAAAAACUUGAUGUCGUCCACACCCACGCCAUCUCUGUCGUCCACCCACAUGGACUACGACAGCAGCAAUGUCAUCCAUAGUAAUGUUAAUAGUAAUGCCAGCGGCAAUGUUGAUGCGGCAAACAACUCAAGCAACAUCAACAUCAACAUUUCGAAUGAUCCGCCGUCUAGUGCUGUGAACGCCAGUAAUAUAAACGAUAGCAUCAAUACCAGUAGUGGUAUCAACCCUAGUGAUCACUACGCCAAAUACAACUCCAACAUAAACACUAACCACAAUGCCAAUGACAACGACAUCAUUGGCUCCAACAUCAUCAAUAAUAACGAUUCUUCCAAUUCCAAAAUCAAAACUAUUAUCAACUCUAUCAAUACUAAUACUAAUACUAACACUAAUGGUAAUACAGUCAACACUAACAAUUUGUUGCAUCCAAGUGCCAGAGUACCGACCGCCGUUCCGGUGACUGGAUCGAUAUCAUUCUCAUCCACAGAACCUACGUCGUCGUCAUUCCACUCGUCGUCUUACCGUGCACCUGGCUUCUAUAGCACUCCAGCCAACGACUCCAUCAAUUACAUCCCGUCUUCGCACAACACACCGACUGUAGUCUCAUCGUCGUACUCCUCGGUCCACUCCUACACGCCGUCAUUGCCCAACUCCAACAACCUCCAAAGUUUUACUUCGACCAAUUCCAACGUUAAUCCAUUCAAUUCCAGCAACACAAAUGAUAACCAACAGCAACAACAUCAACAACAUCAACAGCUUCAGAAUGCGACUAAACCUCUGGGCUUUGUACCCCAAUCGAUGCCUACCACCACCAUCUCCAUGGAUUCCGUCAACUCCACUUCCAACCGCGACUCUUUUGCAUCGGCUCUGUCUUCAUUCAAUCCUCUGUUUCCAGUUCAGCCAACCCCAACACCUCCAUUGAAUCAGAAUCAACUACAACAAUCUCAAAACCAACAGCAUCGUUUUCCAAGUUCAUUUGGUUCUGCUCCUUUUGGCUCUGCUCCAACAUCGUCAUCCUACCAUCACCAUCCAUACUCCAGAACAGCUAAUAGACCUAUACCAAACACUGCUUCUAGUUCUGUUACGGCAACACCACCUGUAGACUCGGGUUAUCUUUCAUCAUCUCAUCAACAUCAGCAACAUCAACAACAGUACAUCCAGCCUGAGCCUGACCACUACAUGUCGUACAAAGAGUUCUUGCACAACUUGUCAGUUCGUGAUGGAAAUAAUCCUCCGCCUGGUGAGAAUGCUUCCAUCUAUGAUGGGCAUUUGAACAUUGUCGAUUAUCCAGUCAACGAUCUCAUCUUAAUGCUCUCUUGCCUUCUCACUAAAAUCAUAGAGGCUAAUGACAAAUUGCAUCCCAACCAUUUUGAUAACACCAUUGCCAUGAGGCAGCGACUCAAGGAAGAGAGACGAAUGAAAAAGAUUCAACAGGCAGAGUUGAAGGAACAGAGAAGAUUUGCCAGACGUCAAGAGAGAGAACGAGUUCGGUCUGCUAAUAGACUGGGCUCGUUAACUACUUCCGAUUCGAACAUGGAGACCACCAGACAGCAUUCUGUAGGAGGAGCACUCAUUGUAGACGUUGAUGUGGUAGACGUGGGAGACGAAGACGACAACAUAGAAGUAGACCACGACGACUCAAACUCGCAUGGCAAUCCAAUAGAUAUAGAUUCUGACGAGGAUGAAGACGAAGACCUAGUUAUAGAUAGUCAGGAUGAAGAUGAUGAACAAGACGAAAUGAAGAACAAGUAUUUGGCUAAUGUUUUGGCUUUCCAUGGUACCAAUGUUCCAGGUAUUUCUUUACAUGCCUACCUAGCCAGAGUGUUGAAGUACUGUCCUGUUACGAAUGAAGUUUUCCUUUCGUUGUUAGUUUAUUUCGAUAGAAUCGCAAAGAAAGCCAACAACCUCAACCAGAAGAGAAAGACCUCAUCGCUGGGGGCCGGUGCUGGAGGCGCGGCCAUUAAUGAAGACACUGCUAAUGCUGGUGAUGCCGAGCAGUUGUUUGUCAUGGAUUCGUACAACAUCCAUCGUCUCAUCAUUUCUGGAAUCACGGUUUCGUCUAAGUUCUUCAGUGAUAUCUUCUACAAGAAUCUAAGAUACGCCAAGGUGGGUGGCUUACCGUUGGAAGAGUUGAACUACUUGGAGUUGCAAUUCUUGUUAUUGUUGGAUUUCAAGUUAAUGAUCUCAGUCGAAGAUCUUCAGAAUUAUGGCGAUUUGUUGCUUCGUUUCUGGAAACGGGAGCAAAUCACCAACGAGUUAGUGCACAACACCAACAACACCAACAAUAAUAGCAAUGCCAGUGCCAGCAACAUAGGAGAUCCUAGCGAUGUGGGAAACCAAAAGGAUGGCAUCAAGAGUUAG
Messenger RNA from Scheffersomyces stipitis CBS 6054, 2430 nucleotides. It is a transcript of the gene PCL7, whose product is annotated as Pcl7p. The coding region runs from base 1 to 2430 and encodes 809 amino acids. The record is from RefSeq and is a predicted model, not a curated record. The transcript has a single exon. Gene Ontology annotation, cellular component: nucleus; cyclin-dependent protein kinase holoenzyme complex. Gene Ontology annotation, biological process: regulation of cyclin-dependent protein serine/threonine kinase activity. NCBI's taxonomy places the organism in Eukaryota, Fungi, Ascomycota, Pichiomycetes, Serinales, Debaryomycetaceae. Gene Ontology annotation, molecular function: protein kinase binding; cyclin-dependent protein serine/threonine kinase regulator activity.